This is a messenger RNA of Eucalyptus grandis, 3132 nucleotides long. Its product is annotated as auxin response factor 2A. The transcript has 14 exons. Gene Ontology annotation, cellular component: nucleus. The record is from RefSeq and is a predicted model, not a curated record. Gene Ontology annotation, biological process: regulation of DNA-templated transcription; response to hormone. NCBI's taxonomy places the organism in Eukaryota, Viridiplantae, Streptophyta, Magnoliopsida, Myrtales, Myrtaceae. The coding region runs from base 405 to 2774 and encodes 789 amino acids. Gene Ontology annotation, molecular function: DNA binding; protein binding.
GUCCGUCUCUCGUGGUCGCGGGAGAAGAUCAGAGAGACGACCGGACGGUGGAAAAGAGAGAGAGAGAGAGAGAGAGAGAGAGAGAAGAUUGCGAUGUAGCCGGCGACGAUCCUAGAAUCUGAAGCUGCCGAGCCUAGGCCGUCGAUUUUCUUAAGCCCGUUCUUGGUGCUGCUGUUGCCGUUGCUGUUGGUGGUGGUGGUGGUGCUGCUGCUGCAGUGAUUGCUUCUUCCAGCUUUUUCUGUGGCGGAAUAGAGCUGCAGCUCGUCGGGGGCUCGUCUGCUCCCGCUGUUCCCUUCCCCUCCCCGUCUCCUGAGUAGGGUUGCGGAAGUUUUCCGGCGGUCCGUCUGCGCACCACCGAUCGACGAGGAGGCGCGCUCCGUCUUCGGAUUCGGGACGCCGGGGAUAUGGCUUCUCACGAGGUCUCCGUCGUGGGGAGCGACCGGAGGGAGAGGGAGAGGGAGAGGACGGGCUGCGAGGACGACUUGUACAAGGAGCUGUGGCACGCUUGCGCCGGUCCUCUGGUGACGGUUCCUCGCGAAGGGGAGCUGGUUUAUUACUUCCCGCAGGGGCAUAUCGAGCAGAUUGAGGCGUCGAUGAAUCAAGUCGCCGAUCGGCAGAUACCGUUUUACAAUCUUCCCUCAAAGAUUCUCUGCCGUGUCAUUAAUGUUCAAUUGAGGGCUGAACCAGAGACCGAUGAGCUGUUUGCUCAAGUGACUUUGCUUCCGGUGCCUAACCAAGAUGAGACUGCUGUGGAGAAGGAAACUGGGCAUCCCCUGCCUCCACGACCCCGUGUCCAUUCCUUUUGUAAGACACUUACGGCCUCUGAUACGAGCACUCAUGGUGGGUUCUCUGUGUUGAGACGUCAUGCAGAUGAAUGCCUGCCCCAAUUGGAUAUGACUAAGCAACCUCCUACCCAGGAAUUGGUAGCCAAGGAUUUGCAUGGAAAUGAGUGGCGUUUCCGCCACAUUUUUCGGGGUCAACCAAGGCGACACCUACUCCAAAGUGGUUGGUCGCUGUUUGUCAGCUCUAAAAAGCUUGUUGCUGGUGAUGCUUUUAUAUUUCUCAGAGGAGAAAAUGGUGAACUUCGUGUUGGAGUUAGACGAGCGAUGAGGCAACUUAAUAAUGUUCCAUCUUCGAUUAUGCCAAGUCACAGUAUGCAUAUUGGUGUCCUUGCAACAGCAUGGCAUGCCAUUUCAACUGGUACAAUGUUCACUGUGUAUUACAAACCAAGGACUAGCCCUGCUGAAUUCAUCAUUCCUUUCGAUAAGUACAUUGAAUCUGCCAAAUUUGAUUACUCCAUUGGGAUGAGGUUCAGAAUGACAUUUGAAGGUGAAGAAGCUCCAGAACAGAGGUUCUCUGGCACUGUAAUUGGAUCUGAGGAUGUUGAUCCUCCGAGGUGGCCUGGAUCAAAAUGGAGAUGCCUCAAGGUGCGGUGGGAUGAAAUCACUUCCAUUCAUCGCCCGGACAGAGUAUCUCCCUGGAACAUAGAGCCUGCCGUGACUGCACCAGAUAACCUGCCAGCAUCCCGGCCAAAAAGGCCUCGAGCAAGCAUGUCAUCCUCUACUGAUUCUUCUGUCCGGAUGAGGGAAGGUCCUUUGGGAAAUGGUACGGACCCUCCAGCAGAUAUAGGGUUUUCAAAGGCCUUGCAAGGUCAAGAAUUUUCAACCUUGAAGGGCAGCUUAACAUUGAAUAAUGACAUGGAGAAUGCUGAGAUGCCAGAUGCAUGGUAUGAAUUUCCAGGUGAUAAUCGAAAGAGCAUGCAUUUUGGCCAGAGGAAAUGCAGACCAAACACCUGGGUGCCUCAACUAGUGCAGGAAGCAACACUUAUUAAUCUGGUGCCAGAUUCUGGGACUUUUCACCACCGGCAUGGAAUCUUCUCAUCCUUUUUACGCCGGGACAGUGAAAUUACUAAGCGAGCGAAGAAGCAAAAUUCAGCUGAGGAAACAAAAACUGAUUUGAUUCCUUCUCCGGGAUCUGUGAGGCAAGGUCCCUCAUUGAACAUGCUGGGAUCUGGAAUUGUAGCUUCUCUAGAAAAUGAGAGUCGACAGCAGCAGUCUCUUGGUAAUGUUAAAGGCAAUACAAAGAGGGAGAUGAAUUCGGGAAAUUGUUUCCUUCCUAUGCAUUCUCCAUCACUUGCCCAACAAGAGUUGAUAAAAGCUAAUGGAAAUGGCAGUUGUAAGCUUUUUGGAAUUUCCCUCAUGAGUGGUACUGUGGCAACAGAAUCGGAUAAUGGACAUGUGCAUGGCUCACAAAAACCAGUCCUGCAAUCAAAUUUGGUGGAUUAUUCGGAACCUAAUGUACUUGGGAGUCCAAUCAAGUGUUUGAAGAUUGCACCUAGUCCAAUUGCAUAUGGUGAACAGGGAAGGGCAUUUCCAUCUUCGGAGCAGCCAGUUAGAGAUGUAGAGGGCAAGCACCAGGCUGUGUCUACCAGAAGUUGCAUCAAGGUUCACAAGCAAGACAUUCCUGUAGGUAGAUCCGUGGACUUGAGCAGGUUCCAUGGUUACAGUGAGUUGAUAACCGAACUGGACGAAAUUUUUGACUUCAAUGGUGAUUUAGUUGCCCCUUCAAAAGAAUGGUUAGUUGUUUUUACUGAUGAUGAGGGUGACAUGAUGCUUGUUGGAGACGAUCCAUGGGAGGAAUUCUGUGGCAUGGUCCAUAAGAUCUUUAUCUACAGUAGGGAAGAGGUAAAGAGGAUGGCUCCGAGACCCUUGGUUCCUAAAAGUGAGGAGAUUUCCCCGAAAACUAGCCAUAAAAGGUAUUCUGGAGGAAUCUGAAGUUUGCAAUGGCGUAUGACUGCAGACCCAUAGCAAACUUUUGGAUUUUGUGAAAGCUGCGGGUGAGUGUGUGGCUGCUGUUUCUGAUGGUUGCUCAGGAUGUUAACUUUCGAUGGUUGAUACCAUCAGUCCUUUAUGCUUACUAUUCCUUUGCCCCGUGUAAAUCUGUAACUAGAAGUGUUUAUUUAGCCUUUGACAUCUCCCAGACCAGCAUUUUCCUUUUUGCUUGGUAUACUAUCUUGCAAUUUUUCUUGAGUAUGUGAGCCAGUGAGUGGAAAGCCAUUGUAAAUAUCAUAAACAACACCUACUGUACGGCCUGAAAUAUCAUAUUGAGUUGGUAUUUGAAAAGCUUUACAUA